AUGGAAAGUCCAAACUAGAGCAGUAGUUUGCUCUAAAUCAGAAAUAAAAUACUGUUUAAUUACUUAGACUUUGUUUAUCAUUCAAUAAAGAUGAAUAAUUAUUUUACCCAUGCAAUAAUGAUAAUAGCUUCUUUCAGGAACUUUUCAUAUAUAUUUUAAAAUUAGAUGUACGCAUAUACUUAUGUCUUUUGCAUCAUUGCAAGACCUUAAAUUGUAUUAUCAUUAGACUAUAUUCAAUAUGUAAUUUUAGCUAUAUGUUUUAUAUACUUAAUAUCUUCUUAAGUGUAAUGCAUAUUUUCAAGAACGAUAAACAUUUUUGGCUAAUUACUAAAUUUAGGUUUAAUUAAUUUCUUUUUUGAAAUCUCAAGAGGUUCUAUGGAUUAUUUAUCAUAAAUUAUGCUGAUUUUCAUAAAUAUUUUUGAAUAGAUAUUUGCUUAAGGUACAUUGAAUUUUGACUCUCGUAGCAUUUUCAAUCCAACCAAAUCUAUAUUAAAUUAUAUUAUUGUCAUAGGAAACAUUGCUUUGAUGUAUUUGUCUAAAUAUAAUUUCAAUGUUAUUAUCAUUUAAUCAUUGGCAAUUUUCAAUUCAUUAAUAACUCUUCUGUAAUUAUUAUUAUAAUUUCCAAAAGGAAGUGUGAUUUUAAUAACAGUUUUAUUUAAUAUAUAAAUUAUGACAAUUUACUUAGGAUUAGUUGAAUUAAUACUAGGAACUCAUAACUAUAUAAGUGAUUUAAUAAUAUUUAUAUUUUUACAGAAGAUAAUUUUUAUGAAUUUUGAAAGAAUGGAGAAGUAAUUACCAAAAUCUUUGGAAGAUUUAAUUGUUAAUUUCUAUGAUUUAAAGAUUCUAAAAUCAAUAAAAAUCUCACUACCAACCCAUAAAGAAGAUCAAAUAUUAUAUGCUUCUUUAUUGGCACAUUAAUAAAAGUAUUAUGAAGGACUUAUGAUUAUGCAUUCUAUAAAAAAACUUAGUUGGUUGUCUUAAAUAAAAAAAGAAUUAAUGGUAAAGGAAUGGCUAUCACAUUUAGAUACUAAAUUAAAAAAUUAAAAUAAAGCAUAAAAGGGUUUAUCUGAAGCAGUAGAAUAAUUAAUGAAACUUGAAGAUUAUAAUGUAACACUCUAAACUAAAAUUGUUAAUUUAUUAAAAAAUAAAUGUCGCAUUCAAUAAAUUAUUUCAUAAAAAGAAAAGAUAUCUCUUUUCAAUCUUUUCUAAUAUAUUGAAUAAAUAAAUAUUGUUUAAAUUUAAUUGGAAAAGCAAUAUUCUGUAUUUCCAAAUUAAAAAACAUAAAAUGUAUUAUGCUUUUUGUAUUCAGAAAUUUUAAAUGAAUUUACCAAAGCGAAUUAACUUCAGCAAUAACUUAUAAAAAUUGAUGAUAAAUAAAAUUUUUCAGUAUUUACAAACAAAAUGGUGUAUUUGAUUUCUACUUAUAAUUAAGAAAUUUUAAUAAAAAGAGCAUCCAAUAAUGCUCCAAUGUUAUUCAAAAUGAAUCAUAAUAACUUGUUAUAAUAAAAUAUUAAUUUGAUUAUUCCUCCAGGAAUAAAGGAAUAACAUUAAAAAUUAGUUAAGAAAUUCUUAAUUAAUGGAGAGUCAAAAUAUAUGAGAAGAUUGGAUAUUAAUUACUAUUAUAAUUAUUCAAAAGGAACUUUACAUUAAAUUGAAUUUGCAAUAGAUGUAAGUUUUACAAGUGAGGAAAUCAAUUUUAUUACUUUUUUAUAACCAAUCUACGAUUAACCAUUAGUUAUGAUUUUAAAUUCAGAUAAAAUGAUUACUUCUACAACAGAUAGUAUAUUAACAGCUCUAAGCAUUAAUUCAAUCUCAUAUUUUUAAAAUUAAAUAAUAACUAAAUUUAUUCCUCUAUUUAAAAAACAUGAAUUAUAAGGAAUUUUUGAAAAUAUUGAUUUUGUUGUAGGUGUUGAUAAAGAUGAAGCUACAUCUAAUUCAAUAAGUACUUACUAAACAUCUUUAGAUAUAAUUCCAAAAAUAUUAAAUGGAGAGAUAUUAUUUUACACUAUAAAAUUUGAUUAUUUUAAAAAGUACGAAAACUCUGUAAAAUUUACUUAUACUGAAACAAAUAAUAGUAUGAUUUAAGGAGCAUUCUCAGUUUCUGAAAAUGUUUUUAUUGAUGAUCCUAAUGAUUCAAUUAAUGAAAACGAAUUAUUAGUGAUUUCCAAUUAAAAUGCUUUAUAAAAAUCUUAAAUUAAUGAACUUCUAAUAAUUGAUUCAACAAUUCAUUAAACAUAAUUAAAAGAUCAAUUAUAAUCAUCGAGGCCUCUCUUUUACUAAACCUAAAAUAAAAUCAAUUAUUCAGUUUCUGUUUCAAAUGAUGAUUAGAUUAAAUAAUAAUAACCAUAAAAAGAAUUUAGUAUAGCUGAAAGCAAAUAAAUAGAAUCAUCUAAAAUAUCAUCUUUAAAAGGUUUGAGACAAUCGAGUUAUUUUAAGAAAUACGAAAUAUUAUAAAAACUUUAAAAUAUUAAAGGGUUGACAAGACGUCACAACAUAUUUCUUUCAUUCACCUCUGUUUGCUUAUUAAUUUAAUUAUCUUUUGUCAUUGCUGUAAUUUUAUAUAUUAUAAUAGUAAUUUAGUUCAACAAAUAAUAGUUUGACCAACUUAAUUUUUGAUAUAGAUUUGCUUUAAAUUAAAAACUUUGCUUUUUAACCUUUUGAAUCAUUUUUAGUGACAAGAUGGACAAUUUUUAAUUAUAAUAAUUUAAAAGCAUCUGGUAAAAUUUCAUCAGAAACUUUUGAUUAAUUGAUUAUAUUUCCUAGAUCUAAUUUGCCUUUAGGUUUUGAUCGUUUGGAAGAAAAUGUUAAUUCUGUUUUAAAUAAAUUAUAAUUAUAAUAGUUUUUGGAAACUACAUAUUUAGAUAUUCAAUUAUAUGUUUCUUCAAAUACAGGAGAACAUUUUAAUGUUUCAUUAAGAAAUUGUAUAACAAUUAUGUUAAAUUAUCAAUAUAUUACUAAAAUGGCUUAUUAAUUAGAUGGAAAUGUAAUUGUUGAUUCUCCUCAUAUAUAUUAUUAGUAUAGAAAUUAUUAUAUUUUAAAAUCAGAAUUUGGACGUAUUAAUGAAGAUAUAUUAGAAGAUACAAUUAAUAGAUCAAAAAUAAUUUUAUCUAAAUUAGAAACUAUCUAUAUAUUGUCAUUAACUUUUCUUGUAACUUUUCUUUUGUGUAGUUAUUUUUUUUAUUCACGAAUAGAAUUGAGCCAUUCCAAUUUUAUAAAUUUACUAUUUUGUUGUCGUUAAGAGUAUUUUACAAAGGAUAUUUAGAGACUAUUGUCUUUAUAAACAAUUAUUAAUAGUGAUUACAAUAAUUUAUUUUAAUAUUAAUUUGACAUGUAUCGUAAAGAAUAAUAUUUUGAUGAAGUUAAAUUAAAGUUGGAAAAAAAGGAUCAUAAAAAAUUUAUUUUAGAGAAUAAUUCAUUUUUAAGUGUAACAAAUUAUUCUCAUCGAAUCUUUUUAUUAAUAAUAUUUAUAGCGAUAUUAACUUAAGCAAGUGUAUCAUAUGGUCAAGUAAAAGACUAUUUAGACAAAUACCCUGAGACAGCAAAAUUUUAUAAAGGUGUUUCUGAUAUUGGAACAGAUGUACCUUGUGUUUUUGCAUAAAGUAACAUUUUAUAUGGAAGAGCCUUUUUUCCAUAUUAUAAUGAGACUGAUAUUCAAUUAAUUUUUAAAGAAAUAACUUAAUCUUUGGCAGAAUUAUAAGCAUUUACAAUAAAUAAAAUAGAUUUUGAAUAGUAAAUAAUUCAUUAUUAAUUUUUAGAUAUUUUUUGUCUAAAUAGUUUGCUGAUUAUUAUAAUUAUCUAAUGGAUCAUAAUCUUUGUGAUUAAUUAUUAGAUGAUAUGAGAUAAAAAGCAUCCGCUAUUUGUCCUAUUGUAAUGAGUUAAGGCAUGUAAAGAGGAUUGCUUGGAAUACUUGUUUAUAUAGUUAAUUAUAUAUAAACUGAAAAAGAUAUAAAUUAAUUCACUAACCGAUUGCAAUUAAGUUAUUUGGAAUUAGAAGGAGCUUUUUUAGUUUCAGAAAUUGUCCGUAAACUUAAUAUAGAAAUUCAAUUAGAUUUAGAUUUACAAACCUAGAAAUUGGUAGAUUAAAUAACUGUAUUUAUCUUAUAAAAAUAUAGAUGCACAGCAUAAUUAUCAUAAUAGUUAUAUUCUUUUUUGUGAUGUUCUUAUCAAUAAUAAUUAGAAAAAGGCUAAUGUAUAGGUAAUACAUCAUUCAAAGAAUUUUAUAUCUAGUGCCAUUGUAAAUUAUGUUAUUUGAUGAUGGUUUUGAAAGAAACGCUAAAACUACAAUACUUAAAGAAACUUUUUGA
Paramecium sonneborni is the source of this 4304-nucleotide messenger RNA. NCBI's taxonomy places the organism in Eukaryota, Ciliophora, Oligohymenophorea, Peniculida, Parameciidae. The record is from the annotation of a GenBank genome assembly.